CCCUGCCCUGCCCUGCCCUGCCCUGCCCUGCCCUGCCCGGCUGCCCUGAAGAUGAGAUGUGGGAUGUGGGAUGUGCACCCGUCGUUCUUUGCCCUUCCCGACUUGGUACCUUAGAAUGUGAAAUUACCUCUACCUUCUAUACAGUAAGUACCUACUCUACUGUACCUACCACUUUUCCCUCUCCCUUUCCCUCUCCCUCUACCCUACCUCCUACCACUACCAAGGAGCGUCGUCGCUUGUAUGUUCCUAGUAGUCUCGACAUCCGCCAGCCAGUUCCAGUUCGUUCUCACAAUCGUUAUGAGUGAGGCCCAAACUGGCACGUCCACGUCCACGUCCGCUCCCUUCCCUUCCCUCCCCUUCCCUUCCCUUCAUAUCUUCCCUCCUUCCCGCCCAACACGACACGACACCCUUUUUCUCUUUUUUACAACCACAACUGCACAUCUCCGCAAUACUGCAAUUCGAUGCUUUCAUCGAUAUUGUAACAUCCUGCAUCGACCACGACCUUCAAACACCGCCAUUCGAUUCCAGCACUGCGACUUUUGCCGUCUCCCGCUGUAGAAGGCCUAAUACUGCCCUGCAUCCUGCAUCCUGCAGUCGCGCGGUCUUGACCUUCGUGUUCGUCGUGUCGUCCGUCCUCUGAAGCUAUUCAGAAGUCACCACGAACCGCCCGAUUGCCGUCACGUUUCGCCUCGCCCGCCACAGGCCCCCAAAUCAACAACUGCAUCGCCUGCAUCUCGACGCCUCUCUCAGGUCUCCUCAUGGUCUCGAAUACCUGCGGCUAAUAAUUCUCAGUAUUUGUCCCUCCAGAGGCCAAAUCGCCCUUUACCAUGGCCGCUGAACGCCGUCGGACCCAGGACGGGGCUCGAAGUGUUUCACCCAGCGACCUUUCAUCACCACCACGAUCUAGUCCGGAGGCAGCAUCUCCGUCUGCGCAAUUCCAGAAUGAAUACAACAACAACAACAGUAAUAAUCAUAAUAAUAACAACUCAGCAAACAAUUCCAGCAUCACCGUCAAUCCGCCAGGUGCUGCACUUGGCCCGGCUGAUCAGAAGCCGCCCCGCAAGAAACCCGGUCGGAAGCCAGGAUCCACCAACAAGCCGAAGGCCAAUGCAGACAGCUCGGCCACCAAUACCGACGCUCCCAAAGUCAGAAAGCAGCGCCGACCGAAAGAUCCCAAUGCACCUGUCCAGCGAAGAAAGCGGACGACGAAUCCUGAUGGUUCGACUCAGCUCGAUAUUAGGUUCGCUAACGACAUCCGGCCGCAGCAGCCGCCCCAUCCCGAGGCCCCGCCCAAUUUUCAUGUUCCGGUUCUAGCUUCCCAAUCCGGAAAACAUGAAGAUAUACAGCAACGGCCCAUACAGUCGUUCUUCAACGCUCCACCUCCGCAGCAUUCUCCUCCCCACCAACAGCCUCCACCUCAACAACACAUACAGCAACAAGCUAUGCGCACUAGCGGUCAGAACUACGAUCCCAUUCGAUCGAACUAUGAUCCCGUUCGGGAAACGGUCGUUACUCACCCCCCUUACGGAAAUCCCCAGACCUCUCCGAGUCACGCCCAUUCCAUCAAUCGUGCGAGCGCAUCGCCUUCCAUCUCCAGCCUUGUCGACCCGCCGAAUCACGCCCUAACGUCACCUUCUAUCGCCACACAAUCGUUCUAUCAACAACAGCAAUCUCGACUGCACCAAAGUGACGGCCCUUCGUCUGUACCGCCAUCCCCGACUGUCAACAGAAUGGGCCCUGGCGCUCAAGUUGAGCCUUCUCUUGCUCCACAACCCGGCCCUGCUACUCUGGGUUCAAGAAAACCAGAAGUCUUCCCUGCCAUGCAAAACGCUCCCUCAACGAUCUCAAAGAAGAUUGGCCCUACCAGUACUGCAACUUCUUCGACGGCAGCAUCUCCAAAGCCUCACAAAGUCAAAGAGCCAAAGGAGAAAGAUAAAGAGAUCUUUCCAGCGCCACCUCCACUGCCAGGGUCUGGCCUUAUGGGUAUUGGUGGUGGUGGCCCAGCAGAUGGAACGGAAUUCCGUGCUCCAACCGUCAUCCUCAAGAUUCCUAUGAACGGAGAGGUCAACAAAUACAUCAACUUUACUCGUCUGGCCGAAGAGCAGUAUGGAUGGGAUGCGCUGCACCCCCGCUUGGCUGCGCAACGUGAUCGAUUGGCACGCGUAGCUGCUGCUGGAGCUGCUCUCGAGCGCAAUGGCUCGAACAAGGACAGCGGAGACGAGAUGUCACUUGAUUCUGAAGCGGAAGGCGAAGGGAGCAAUAUCGAGAUGGGUGGUAUGAGUGACGGACGAACUGGAACCGAUGGAGGCAAGAAGGUUCCGAAGAAGAGGAAGAUGAAGGAAGACGAGUAUGAUAAAGAUGAUGGCUUCGUCGACGACACCGAACUCCUGUGGGAGGAGCAAGCUGCUGCUACAAACGACGGUUUCUUCGUGUACUCUGGACCCCUUGUCCCAGAGGGAGAGAAGCCCACGCUGGAGACACGGGCCGAUGGUGCACCAAAACGUGGCCGUGGUCGUGGCAGUCGGGGAGGCCGUGUAUCAGGCGGCCGGGGCGCUGCUCUCCUCCUCAAUGGUACAAUACCUGUUCGUCCAAACGGUCUACCCGCACAUGGUCCUGGAUCUCGAGGCGGAUCGACAACUCGCAAGCCCCGAAUCACCAAGGCCGAUCGUGCACGUAUGGAGCAAGAGAAACUCGAGCGAGAGAAGAUGGGAUCAAUGGCUUCCAUGCCUGGAGGUUAUGGAAGCAUGCCUCAUUUGGCUAGUGCUCCAAGCAACCUUGGAUCAACCCCUAUGGUCUUCAACCAGUGAGGCGUUGUUUUGGGUCUGGAUGCCUGAAUUGCGAGGAUUUGAUUAUGGUGUUGUAAAUUUGGCUGGCGUUUAGUGGUUGCGUUUGAUGCAUAAGAGAGACUGGACAAGUAUUCGUUUUUAUGUAUAAUAAUUUGCUUCACUCUGCAUUGCGAGGAGGGAAAAGGAGCAUAAGAGAGAAUUGACGACAUUUGCAAGAUGUGCACUAUAUUACCCACAAGGAGACGCACAGGAUCGACAAAUGAAACUGAAUUAGUGCAGAUCCGAGGACAAGAAACCCCAAAUUUUAAGCC
Cadophora gregata is the source of this 3097-nucleotide messenger RNA. RefSeq lists its product as uncharacterized. Bases 828 to 2807 code for a protein of 659 amino acids. The record is from RefSeq and is a predicted model, not a curated record. Lineage: Eukaryota; Fungi; Ascomycota; Leotiomycetes; Helotiales; Ploettnerulaceae. The transcript is spliced from 2 exons.